Messenger RNA from Cercopithifilaria johnstoni, 213 nucleotides. The record is from the annotation of a GenBank genome assembly. Lineage: Eukaryota; Metazoa; Nematoda; Chromadorea; Rhabditida; Onchocercidae.
AUGAAAUGGAUGAAUGGAAUGGAUGAAUUGGAAUGGAUGAAUUGGAAUGGUUGUAUGGAUAAUUUGCGUAAUAAUGAUAAUAAUGAUGAUGGCGGUGAUCAUGAUGAUGAUGAUAAUGUUGAUGGCAAUGGUGAUGAUAAUGAUGGCGGUGACUAUAAUAAUGAUGAUAAUUAUAAUGGUAAUAGUGGCAAUGAUGGUGGUGGCGAUGAUUAA